AUGGGUAUUCUCAUUCCACUCGUCUCAGUCUCCGCCUUCUGGGCUCUCAUAGGAUUCGGACUGCCAUGGAUUGUGCCAAAGGGACCAAACAAGGGAAUCAUCCAAUUGAUGAUCGUUAUGACCGCUGUUUGCUGCUGGAUGUUUUGGAUCAUGGUCUUCCUCCAUCAAUUGAACCCACUCAUCGGACCACAAAUCAACGUGAAAACAAUUCGUUGGAUUUCCGAAAAAUGGGGAGACGCCGUUCCAAACAACAACUAA
Caenorhabditis remanei is the source of this 258-nucleotide messenger RNA. RefSeq lists its product as uncharacterized. Gene Ontology annotation, biological process: proton transmembrane transport. Gene Ontology annotation, cellular component: plasma membrane proton-transporting V-type ATPase complex; proton-transporting V-type ATPase, V0 domain. Gene Ontology annotation, molecular function: proton-transporting ATPase activity, rotational mechanism. NCBI's taxonomy places the organism in Eukaryota, Metazoa, Nematoda, Chromadorea, Rhabditida, Rhabditidae. The transcript has 3 exons. Bases 1 to 258 code for a protein of 85 amino acids. The record is from RefSeq and is a predicted model, not a curated record.